Uranotaenia lowii is the source of this 2260-nucleotide messenger RNA. RefSeq names its product protein jagunal-like. Bases 237 to 836 code for a protein of 199 amino acids. The transcript is spliced from 3 exons. Gene Ontology annotation, biological process: vesicle-mediated transport; endoplasmic reticulum organization. Lineage: Eukaryota; Metazoa; Arthropoda; Insecta; Diptera; Culicidae. Gene Ontology annotation, cellular component: endoplasmic reticulum membrane. The record is from RefSeq and is a predicted model, not a curated record.
AGAAUCAGAAAUUUUUCCCCAGCCGAGUGCGUGAGUGAGCGAGCGAGCAGGCGAUUGCUGGCUGACUCGGUGUGGCCCUUUCCUCGACCGUGUGCCAGUGCCCGUGUAGUGUCCAUCCAACAGCUCUCCAGUGCGUGCUUUCCGGGGGCUCUCGGAACGGCUAGAGUGUUAGCAAACUCGACGAAUCCCGCGAUCUUCAUUUAACGCGACCAACAACGACAAACGACAACAACACGAUGGCAUCCCGCGGAGGCCCAAUGGUGAUCGGCACGGACGGAGCAGAUUUCGAGCACAGGCAACGUGUGGCCGCUCAUUACCAAAUCAGCGCCCUCAACAAAGCCCGGUUAAAAUACUGCAUUUUCUUCCACUAUCUGCUGUUCUUCGUGAUGCUCCUGAAGCUAUCUGCGGACAUCCUCGAUCGCCUGGACAUCUUCAUUCUGGAAAUCGAGGAGCUCCAGAUCCCGAAACCUCUCUGGUGGGAAUACUUCUGGUGCCUGUCGGUGUUCCUGUCCUUCAUCGGUCUUUCGGCCGCCCGCCGCAACCGCAUAAACGACAUGAAGAAGUACAUGGUCGGCAUUAGCACCGUGGCAUUUGUUCCACUACUCUACUGCAUCAUCUACUACCUGAACGACGUGCUGGAAUAUCUGAACCUGGAAGAGGGCACCGACCUAGACGAUACCGAAAUUUUCGUCUGGCAGGUAAUUGGAAUGCCGUACGGAGUUCUCUGGUACGGAUUCGUUCUGGUAGCCCUGCAGGUGCAUUUCUUCUCGCUGUACUUCGCCUGGAACCUGGUCAAAGCAUGGAAGGCUCGUGGAACACUCCGGAAGGAUCAGUAAAUAUCGGGAGCGCUGACCUGCACUGGGACAAAUUCAACAUCAUGCAUUGAAAGACAAUAUUUAUUAUUUUCUUGUUUCAAACAGCUAUGGAGAUUUAUACAAAAAAAAAGUAGAGGGUAGCACCUGUCAAGUCAUGUUAUAUGUAACUGUUAAAACUUUAUUUAUUUGAACCGGACUCGAAAGAAUGGUCAAUCAUUAGGGAAUGCACGUUUUGAUCUGGUGUUUUGAAUACUAGAUAGAUUGGAAUAAAAAUCAAGAAAAUUGGAAUAAAAGAAGCUUAAAAUACCAAAUUUCUCCAUGGACGUUUUAGACAUUUCGAAUCACACGAAAAGUAGAUCAAACGCAAAACAGUGCUGUAGAAUGUGAUUUUGUAAUUUUACAAAUUCAGCAAAUAAUGUUAUGUUUUCAUCAAAUAAACCAAGUCAGACAUCUUCAUUAGUUUGAACCCUUUUAAACCCUAUUUUUCACUUUCCCAAUUCUUAGAUUUCAAUGGAUUUUAUUACAUACAUCAUGGGGUUUUUGUUCGUUUAUUUAAAAGUUAUCAUCUUGAAACUCUCACUGUUUAUAUAUCUUGAGAAAUCAUAACUCGGUUCCACUUAAACAAUUCAGUGAAGUACUUUAUAGCACCUAAGGCAAUUGCGAACGAAUUUAAGGCUGCCAUUUACUUUAUGUAAAUAAAACUAAACCUAGUUUCUCUGUUGCUACCUUAAAUGUAGUCUCCUCAAAAUAUUCUCUCUCUGCUAAUUUCUACCAUCCAUUCAGAGUUAAGUUGACUAUUUGCUAGGCAGAUCGUGUUAAAAUAAAAAGAACACCUAAACAUGCUCAAUUUUACCGACCGAACUAAACCAGAUAAUGACUUUUGGGGUCGACCGUAAGAAUAAAUAACCCUCAAGUAGUGAUUGAUAUUAGUUCACAAUCUUAACCAAUCGCAAAACAAGUUGUAGGUUUGUAGAAAUAUUUAUGAACACAAACUCAGUAGAAAUGAAACAAAAACGAAUAACAAACCUUUGCUCAUACCUGACAGUUGAAACUUGAGGCGAACUGUACAUUUUACUGCUACCAAACUGAAACCGGCAAUCGAAUCGAUAACAAUUGUGUAGAACUGAUAGUCUGGCUAAGAGAAUAUAAGAAAAUAAAUGGAUUAAAACAGGAAUGUUUCGAUUGAACAAUACUAAAGCGAUUGCAAAGAUGUUAAGGAUAACCUUAUUAUAGCGUUAUCGUUUGAGAUAGAGUUUUUUAAGCAGAAUCAGGUUCUGUGUAUUUUUCUAUUUCUUUUUAUCUGGUUUUUUAGAGGGGAGUCACUGUUUGUGAGCAAAGUUCCGAACACAAUCACACACUAAUCACACACUCUUUACAUCGACUGUUGGAACACUUUUAAAACAACAAUAGAGGAAAAAAAUAAAGUUGCGUAAAAUGGUACAGAA